This is a messenger RNA of Trichogramma pretiosum, 1278 nucleotides long. RefSeq names its product suppressor protein SRP40-like. Lineage: Eukaryota; Metazoa; Arthropoda; Insecta; Hymenoptera; Trichogrammatidae. Gene Ontology annotation, biological process: intracellular signal transduction. The transcript has 2 exons. The coding region runs from base 1 to 1278 and encodes 425 amino acids. The record is from RefSeq and is a predicted model, not a curated record.
AUGCUAACAGCGAACGGAGCUCGCGAGGCCAUUGCACUCGCGAAUACGUCAAGUUCCAACGGCACUGCCUCGACCGCUACUACCAAUACUACUACUACCAGCACGAGUGGCAACAACAACGCGGCCCCGACCACUGCUAGUCCGUCAACGACGGCAUCUACGUCGACGUCGACAACGACGAGCACAACGACGAAUGCCAACGGUGAGCAGAAGCAGCAGCAGCAGAGCACGAAAGAAGAAGCGUCGUCGAAGGAGCAGAAGCAACAGACUAACGGCGCUAUAGUCAAUAAAGCUCUGAACUCUGCCGUGUCCUCGGUGGAGAGCAAAAUCGACAAGAUGAGCAGCGCCGUGAUGAUUGGCUCGCCCAAGAGGCAGACCAACGGGCACCAGCCCACGCCGGCGGCUCAGCGCAUGGUCAUAAAUAACAUGAAUCACAAUAACGACAACGAGGAUUACGAUCCAAGGGAGGGCGUAAAGGGCGCAGUCGCGAGCCUGAGCAAGGCGAUCGGCGGCCCUGGCAAAGCUCCAGACAGAGAGCUGGAAGAUCAGAGCUCGUUAACGGCCGACGACAUGGACGACGUCGAAGAGGAGGAAGAGGAAGAGGACGAGGACGAGGGGGCGGAGGAGGACUACGAGGAGCACCGAAUGGCCGGAGAGGACAUGUACUACGAUUACGAGGAGGAAGGGAUAGACGGCGAGGUGGCGGCCGCCAUGUCCGAGGGACGACGCGGCUACGACAGGCAGCAGCAGCACAAUCACAGGGAUCAUCGGCUGCACGAUCGGGGCGCUGCAGCUCGACGCAACGGGCUGCGCAGUUCGCGGCGCGAUCAAGCGGUGGCGCCAGCGGGAGGACCAGCUCGACUCGACUACCCCGAAGCCGAAGCAGCCGAGGCAGGAGGAGGAUUCGAGGGAGGCGCAGGAGGAGGCAGCAGCGGUCGGGCAAGUGGCGCUAGUGGCGCGCUCGGCGGUGGCUACUGGAGCUUGCGCCAUCAUCAUCAGAGCCGAGCCUCCAGUCCCCGCUGCAUGCCGCCCCCGGAGCAGCAGGCAUUAGCAGCUGCUGGAGGAGUAGGAGGAGCUGGAGCGGCUGCCUCGGCGGCCCUGCUCCCGGCCAAUGCCCUGGCCGAGGAGGCCUCGACGAUCGCCAGGCCCCGCAGCCGCCACGAGCACCAGCAGCUCCAGCCGCCAUCCAGGUACAACAAUCUCGGCUACUGGCGCGCCCGCAGAGUCACCUUUUACCGAAAUGGCGAUCCGUACUUUCCCGGCGUCGAGUUCAGGUGA